Ostreococcus lucimarinus CCE9901 is the source of this 855-nucleotide messenger RNA. RefSeq lists its product with no specific name. Gene Ontology annotation, molecular function: phosphatase activity. The annotation marks the transcript as partial. Lineage: Eukaryota; Viridiplantae; Chlorophyta; Mamiellophyceae; Mamiellales; Bathycoccaceae. The record is from RefSeq and is a predicted model, not a curated record. The transcript has a single exon.
GAGCUCGACGAAGACGUCGACAGCGUCGUCAUCGACUGCGACGGCGUCGUCUGGAACGGCGACGCGCUGAUACCGGGGGCGAAAGCGGCGAUAGAGGCGCUGCGGGCGAAGAAGAAGAGGGUCUUUUUCGCGACGAAUAACUCGACCAAGUCGCGAGCGCACUACGCGGCGAAAUUCGCGUCGCUGGGUGUGGACGUGUCGAAAUAUGAGAUAUACACGUCGGCGUACGCGGCGGCGAUGUACCUGAAACAGCGAAGGUUCGAUGAGAUCGAGGACGGGGACGACGCGGAGCCGCGCGGGGAACACGGAGAACGAGUCGGAGACGCGCGACAGAAAAAGGUGUACGUGAUCGGUGAGAGAGGCGUGAUGGAGGAGAUGGAGGAGGCGGGGAUUGAUGUUGAGGCGGGGGUGUACGACAGCGUGCGGUGCACGGGGAGAGAUUGGGAGGAGAUGGAGGAGUGGUUGGAUCCGGAGAACGACGUCGGGGCGGUGGUGGUUGGGAGCGAUUCCGCGUUUACGUUUGCGAAAUUGGCGUACGCGUCGCUGCAGAUACAGCGCGGGGCGCUGUUCAUCGCCACGAAUCCCGAUGCGGGGGAUAAGAUUGGUCGAGCGCUGUAUCCAGGGGCGGGCGCGAUCGUGAACGCGGUCGCGACGGCGUGCGGCGAGCAGCCGGAAAUUUAUUGCGGCAAGCCGAGCUCGUUCAUGUUGGAUUUGCUCUGCGAGCACACCAACAUCGACAUGUCCCGCACGCUCGUCGUCGGCGAUAGAAUAGACACCGACAUUGCGUUCGGCAAGGCGGGUAAAGCCGGGCUCACCGCCCUCGUGUUCACCGGCGUCACCGACUCUGAACAGCUC